This is a messenger RNA of Glycine soja, 1353 nucleotides long. RefSeq names its product NAC domain-containing protein 2-like. Gene Ontology annotation, molecular function: DNA binding. Gene Ontology annotation, biological process: regulation of DNA-templated transcription. The record is from RefSeq and is a predicted model, not a curated record. The coding region runs from base 275 to 1114 and encodes 279 amino acids. NCBI's taxonomy places the organism in Eukaryota, Viridiplantae, Streptophyta, Magnoliopsida, Fabales, Fabaceae. The transcript is spliced from 3 exons.
GCAUAUACUAAGGUGCAGAAAAGUCAUCUUAGGAACCAAUCAAAGCCAUGCAACUCCUCCACACAAACGAAGAAACCUCAAAGAUAAAAGGGGCCUCCACUUCAUUGCAAACAUUUCAAACACCCUGAUUUCUCUCUAAGCUUUGCUUUCAAUCUUCUCCUUACAAAAAAAAAUCCUUUCCCUCUCUUGUCCCAAUAAUUAGCAAAAGAAGCCAACAGAAAACUAUUCCAUAUAGUUUUCAAUUCAAACUUGUUUUGAUUUUCAUUUUAACUCAAUGGAGAACAGAACAAGCUCUGUACUCCCACCUGGCUUCAGGUUUCAUCCCACUGAUGAAGAACUAAUUGUUUACUAUCUUUGCAACCAAGCCACAUCAAGACCAUGCCCUGCAUCAAUCAUCCCAGAAGUGGAUAUCUAUAAGUUUGAUCCAUGGGAAUUACCUGAAAAAACAGACUUUGGAGAAAAGGAGUGGUACUUCUUUAGUCCACGAGAGAGGAAGUAUCCAAAUGGGGUGAGGCCUAAUAGAGCAACCGUGUCUGGGUAUUGGAAGGCCACUGGCACAGAUAAAGCAAUCUAUAGUGGGUCUAAGCAUGUAGGGGUGAAGAAGGCUUUGGUUUUUUAUAAGGGUAAGCCACCAAAGGGUCUCAAGACAGAUUGGAUUAUGCAUGAGUAUAGAUUAAUUGGAUCAAGAAGACAAGCCAAUAGACAAGUUGGAUCCAUGAGGCUAGACGACUGGGUCUUGUGUAGGAUCUACAAGAAGAAGAACAUUGGAAAGUCAAUGGAGGCAAAAGAGGAAUACCCAAUAGCCCAAAUCAAUCUUACACCAGCAAACAAUGACAGUGAACAAGAAAUGGUGAAAUUUCCAAGGACUAGUUCCCUUACUCAUCUUUUGGAAAUGGAUUACUUGGGUCCAAUAUCACAUAUAUUAUCUGAUGCCACAUACAAUUCAACCUUUGAUUUUCAAAUUAACACUGCCAAUGGUGGAAUAGACCCGUUCGUAAAACCACAGCCGGUUGAAAUCCCUUAUGCAGCAGAUUCAGGGAAGUACCAAGUGAAACAAAAUAGCACCAUCAACCCCACCAUAUUUGUGAACCAAGUGUAUUAUCAAAGAGGAUAAUGCCAAAAAAAAUAUUAAAAAAAAUGAAAUUGGAUUAUUUGGACAUGACGAUAAGCGUCACCAAUUAAAUAAUCCUGAAGAUUCUUUGUAAAUAUAUAUAUAUAUAUAUAUAUAUAUAUAAAUAUAAGAAUUUUCAGUGAUAUCCAAUCAGAUAGCUCCCAUAGAAAUUGUAUAUAUAUAUAUACUCUUUGUAAGAAAUACCAUUCAUUAAGUAACACUUUUCUCAACACUUUUUUUUA